CGUGUGUUGCGUAAUGAUAAAUAGGGGCUGUAGUCGUUGAGAGAGACCCAGACGAGGUUGAGAUUGAGUUCCUAAUAAAAGGCAUACACUGGUCGGGGGUUCGAAUCUGCUGCACUCCACACACAUAGAUUGAUCACUCUUUCUUAGUUAAUUUGUUUACGUAGUCAUAGUGGUUGCAGCAUUAUGUCGAGAGAAGAUAAGCGGAAGCGGGAGGCGGCGGAGAGUUCAGAAGAGGAAGAGAAAGUGGCUUAUGGCGGCGGCGGGUCGGGUGAGGAAUCUGAUGAUAGUGGUGGUGGGCGUGGCGGCGAGGCGGCGGAAAAGCGGCAGAAAAUUGAAGGGCAGGUGGGCGGAAAUAAACACCCACUGUAUCGUGGGGUGAGAAUGCGGACAUGGGGGAAAUGGGUGUCUGAGAUUCGUGAGCCGAAAAAGAAGAACAGAAUUUGGUUGGGGACUUUCCCGACGCCUGAAAUGGCGGCUCGAGCUCACGACGUGGCGGCGCUGAGCAUUAAGGGGAAGAAUGCCUUCCUUAAUUUCCCACACCUGGCAGAUUCUUUGCCUAGGCCGGCUACAUUGUUGCCUCGGGACAUUCAGGCCGCCGCCACUGCCGCCGCCAAUGAUUUCUGUCUCGAGAGUGCAGAGACGGCGCCGCCAGAGGCCAAGGAAGAGGCGGCACAGUCUGCUGAAUCUGGGGAAUAUUCGGGGGAUUUUAGUUCUGGUUUCGACUGGUUGGCUCGAUUUCUUGUGGAGAAUGAGCCGUCGAUCAUAGAUGAUGACAUUCUGUUCGACAUGCCUAAUUUCUUGGCUAACAUGGCGGAAGGCCUGUUGGUGGCGCCGCCAUGGCUUCAAUCGGACUACAAUAUGUCUGAAUCAAUCUGCACUGAAACAUCUCUGUGGAGUUAUACAUAAAUUCUUUGGAAGGGAGUUUUUUUUUUACCUUUUUUGGUUUUUUUUUGGUUUCUUCUUUUAGAUAUGGAUGAGAAUAUGUAUACACAUAUUAUAGGAGGAGGAGGAGGAGCUUCUUCUGUGAUUUCUUGGCUUCUUUUCUUUUCGUCACAGGCCACCAAAAUGAACUCUGGCCCCACAUAUUUCAAUUGCAAUAACUGAGGAUGUAUAGCAGUUCUCUUCUUUAAUGGAAUCUGUGUAGUAGCUCUGAGCUUCUACUUGUGUGCA
This is a messenger RNA of Cryptomeria japonica (Japanese cedar), 1170 nucleotides long. RefSeq names its product ethylene-responsive transcription factor ERF024. The transcript has a single exon. The coding region runs from base 184 to 906 and encodes 240 amino acids. Gene Ontology annotation, biological process: regulation of DNA-templated transcription. The record is from RefSeq and is a predicted model, not a curated record. Lineage: Eukaryota; Viridiplantae; Streptophyta; Pinopsida; Cupressales; Cupressaceae. Gene Ontology annotation, molecular function: DNA binding; DNA-binding transcription factor activity.